This is a messenger RNA of Melampsora larici-populina 98AG31, 462 nucleotides long. RefSeq lists its product as uncharacterized. The record is from RefSeq and is a predicted model, not a curated record. NCBI's taxonomy places the organism in Eukaryota, Fungi, Basidiomycota, Pucciniomycetes, Pucciniales, Melampsoraceae. The transcript has 5 exons. Bases 1 to 462 code for a protein of 153 amino acids.
AUGUCCAAUGCAUUGUCAUCACCUAGUGCGCUCUUCACAACUCAUGCUUAUUCUACUCAUAUCCAAAUCCUAUCUGUUGCGCGUCUCGGGCUUGGUCUCGGUGCUCUGAUCGCUCCAGCAUUCUUCAGUCAAACCUUGUUCGGCUUUCAAAGUUUAGGAAACAAGACUUCCAACAACAACACUGCCAAUAACACCUCCGUUCGCGCUGGCUCUCCUGAGGAACUUUCGGUAGCCAUUAGGUUGUUUGCAGUGAGAGAUAUCGGUCUUGGGCUCUUGUUGCGCGACUCGGCCUCAGCAGUAGUCGAACGAAGCUUACAGGUCGGAAUGAUAGUCGAUCUACUCAGCGUGCUCUCUGCUGGAAUUGGAUUUAUAGAGGGAACCUUGAGCCAAGAAGUCGCUACGGCUGUUGGCACGGUGGGCGCUGUGAUGGCUGGUGUCGGGGCUUAUGUGCUGAAUAGGUGA